CCGGCUCUCUGUCUGCUGAGACCGCCGUCAUAUUGGCUGCUAGAGCAGCAGCGACCACGGCAGAAAAGAAGACCCCCACCAUGGUGAAGAACGGGUUCUCGCGGCGCCUAGAGAAUCAUUUAGCUUUUUAAAUCAUUUGGAUUAGUAUUUAGCGAUUUAUUAUUAAACUAUUCGGGAUGAUACCAUAAAGUAUCCGCGUACCUUUAGUGCUUUCAUCCGACACUGUGGUCCGCAAGGGGGAUGUAUGCCUGACUUCUCUUAAUAGCCAUUUUCUGCAGACAAAGAGAGCUGUUGAAUAGAGCUUUCAAAAGGCACGAGGGUCCCAGGGGCUCCUAUUGAUGAAGAAAGUGGGCAACAUGUGGAGCAACCUGAAGAGCAAAUGCCAGACACUCUUUCACAACAACGGUUCAAGUGAAAGCAGGGUUGAGGCCAAUGCCGUCCACUGUGUGGUGGAUCUUGGCCAAGGAGGCAGCUCAGGUGAGGCUCAGGCACCAGGAGCCUCCAGCCCAUCACGGAGCCUCCUGCCAGUGCCAAUGCUACCGGCAGGACGCCGCCAUCACAACUGUGUGUCGGACAGCCCUCAGAUAGUAGAAAUUACAAUCGACAAGGACACUGAGGAUGUGCGGGGGAGAUCGGGGGGUGUUCCCCUGGCCCGGAGAGACUCCUAUUCCCGGCAUGCUCCGUGGGGGGGCAAGAAAAAACACUCAUGUUCCACCAAAACCCAGAGCUCUCUGGAGGCAGAUAGGCGGUCUGGGCGCUUACGGGGGAGUGGAAACCGUAGGGACAGGCGUUACGGAGUCAGCUCCAUUCAGGAGAUGAGCGACUCUGUAUCUGGAGGACGCAGUCUGACCGCUCGGUCUUUGCGCCAGCGGCUAAGCGAUACAGUGGGGCUAUGCUUACCCCUCCCUGCUCGCAGACGCUCCCGCUCCUCUAAGAACCCUGUUAUGUCCAAACGUAAGAUUCACCUGACGGAGCUCAUGCUGGAGACCUGCCCCUUCCCACCAGGCUCAGACCUUGCUCACAAGUGGCACUUGAUCAAGCAACACACGGCGCCGGUCAGCCCGCAUUCCUCCACUGCCCUGCUGGAUGCCUUUGAACCGGCCCAGCCCUCUCCUGAGGAUGAGGAGGAGCGUCUGCGUGAGCGCCGCAGACUUAGCAUCGAGGAAGGUGUGGACCCACCACCUAAUGCACAGAUCCACACCCUGGAGGCCUCCGUGCCGGGCUCCUCUCUCAACAAACUGGGACCAAAGAUGGCUCCUGGCAUGGGAGAGGCCUCUGGGGAAGGCCGGGCCUCGGGGGCUGGCAGCUCUGCGGUUGCUGGGUCGUCAGGGGCCUGUGGGCAGGCGUUGGGGGCUGCGGCGUCGGCCCAGGACUGUGACUCUGAGGAGGAUUCCACCACCCUCUGUCUGCAGGCCAGGAGGCCCAAGCAGAGGCACGCCUCUGGGGACGGUCACUUGAGCCGGCAGCAACCUGGGCCCUGGAAGGUUCACACUCAGAUAGACUAUAUCCACUGCCUGGUGCCGGACCUAUUGCAGAUCACCGCUCUGCCCUGCUACUGGGGCGUGAUGGACCGCUACGAGGCUGAGGCGCUGCUGGAUGGGCGGCCAGAGGGCACCUUCCUGCUGCGCGACUCAGCCCAGGAGGACUACCUCUUCUCCGUUAGCUUCCGCCGUUACAACCGCUCGCUGCACGCCCGCAUCGAGCAGUGGAACCACAACUUCAGCUUUGACGCUCACGACCCUUGUGUUUUCCACUCUUCCACCGUCACAGGACUGCUGGAACACUACAAGGACCCCAGCGCCUGCAUGUUUUUUGAACCGCUGCUUACUGCGCCUCUCCAUCGGACCUUUCCCUUUGGCCUGCAGCACCUGGCACGAGCUGCCAUCUGCCGCUGGACCACUUACGAUGGUAUAGGCUCUCUGCCGCUGCCCCCUGCCCUGCAGGACUUCCUCAAGGAGUAUCACUAUAAACAGAAAGUACGAGUUCGCUGGCUGGAGAGGGAACCGCCACUCAAGGUCAAAUAGGCCUCACCUAUAAUGUGCAGCUGCUGGUUCAGACUUUCUCCCCCCAUGGACAGAUGACCCCUGCACUCCUCCCAACACAACCGCCCGCUCAGAAGCAGCAGCUAUGCAGACAGACACGACCAAGCUGCCUGGAACUUCACAGUUAAGUAUUUGUUCAUUUGAAAUGAAGUAUAAAUAACAUGUGGGUUAUCGGUUUCAAGUUAGCUACCCAAGGCUUAUGAAUAAUUGACGCUCACCCAGGAGGAGGGAGAGGGUGAGGGGUAAGCUACCAUACAGGGCAGGAAACUUUUCUGUGGGCUCAGAGAGAGGAAAAGAAACCAACAAAACUGUGUAACAAACUCAUAAACUUACUACAGCACACUCGUAUCCAUGCUCUUGAAACAUACCCUCAAGUUUCCUGUUAAACCCUCUGGCACACCAUAAUAGAAACCGAGCAAUAACUCUCCAGCAAUAAGUUGUGGAAUCUAGAGUUGGAUGUGGGUCACUGAGAGGAGGAGGAAAGUGCAGAUGAUGAAGUUCUUGUCAGUUUAUCAGCAGGCCAAACCCUCCAGAUUUCAUCUGUGUGGCCCAGUCGGCUCUGUCUGAGACGCCUCCUUAUCAGCCCAGUGUGCUGGCCUCCAAUGUACGCGCCGCUCUAUCUCCGGUUGGCACAUUGAGCUGCAAUAAGCAGUUGUUUUUGGCAGCAGCAUCAAAAGACACGGCAAGGGUGAGAACUAUCACACCGCUUUCAAGAUGUCUGUUGCUCCAUGCCAAGAAUGUUAUUUUGUGUUUUUAUGUCAUUUGAUAAUGAGGGUUCACACAAAAAUAAGUUUUUUUUUUUAUAUAAGACACACUUAUUUAACACACUUAAAUAGCCUAGUUCCACAUAAGUGUUCUCACAUGCAAUGCACUCUCCAUGCUUCAUUUUUUGUUCAAGUGUGUGGGAAAGUGCAAAAUGUUUUGGUGCAGUUAAAUAUUUCCUGAAUGUCGAAUGCUGUAUAGGAAUAGUUUUUUGGAAAUACACAUUCACUUUUGUGCCAAGAGUUAGAUGAGAAGGUCGAUAGCCUACCGCUCUCAUUUUUGUCUGCUAAAUAUGAUGCCAGCAGCCUUUUAGCUUAGCUUAACUUAGCACAAAUGGAAACUGGGAAACCACUAGCUUGGUUCUGGUUAUAGAGAGCUUAAUAACUUCCAGAUUUUGUAUCAGAACAUUCAAAAUUCAAAAUCCCACUGACAUUUGUAUCUAUAUCAUUAAUAACUAAAAGAAAUAUCCAGCCUCGGAGCAUAACCUUUCCUGUGUGGUUCACUCCAUCUAGAUAAGGAUGGUAAUUUCUCUUUAAAAACAACCUAAUAGCUUUGUUGGGGUCUUGUCUUGGAAUAUGGAGAGUGUACCCGAGAAACAGAAAGAAACAAAGAAGAAGUAAGACAAAUGCUGAGUUACAGAAGCUAGUGGAACGGAGGCAUGCCUG
Perca flavescens (yellow perch) is the source of this 3469-nucleotide messenger RNA. It is a transcript of the gene socs5b, whose product is annotated as suppressor of cytokine signaling 5b. The transcript is spliced from 3 exons. Lineage: Eukaryota; Metazoa; Chordata; Actinopteri; Perciformes; Percidae. Gene Ontology annotation, biological process: intracellular signal transduction; phosphatidylinositol phosphate biosynthetic process. Gene Ontology annotation, cellular component: phosphatidylinositol 3-kinase complex. The coding region runs from base 339 to 2024 and encodes 561 amino acids. Gene Ontology annotation, molecular function: 1-phosphatidylinositol-3-kinase regulator activity. The record is from RefSeq and is a predicted model, not a curated record.